AUGCUGACAAAUAGAUCAGGUAACCAUCAAAUGAUUCUUAGAAAGUGGUACGAGUCCGCGUUAUUCUUCCUAAACGAGUCGGAGUUUAUGAGGAGAAACGACAUUCGAGUUGUCCAAGCGAUUGCGAUACUUGGCAUGUGCUUCUACAACUUCGGCGACUCCGAGUUGAGCUGCCAUCUAUGGAGUUGCGCGAUACGUAUUGCUCAAGCUCUCGGUCUCGAUGGAUCACACACUGAGAAUGCUUGCACCGAUAUGAGUCUGGAAGCUAAACGAAGACUGUGGUGGACGUUGGUCAUUUGCGAAUGGCUGGCGGUCCCUUACCACGUCCCUCAAGUCGAAGAGGGAGACUUCAAUGUACCUCUUCCCUCCAUGGACCCGAACUCGGAUCUUCCGGGCGGCAUUCAGCCGGUUCAGUAUCACAUCUUCAUGUCGCGAACCUCGAUCGUUUAUCAUAGGUUCCGCUCAGCGCUGCGGGAGGGAACGCGGGCGAUUGCAGAGAUCGUUCGACUCGCGGAUGACGAGCUCGCAGAAGUGAUCAACACCUUGCCGGAGCAUCUUCAACCCGACGGGGGGAAGAACCCAGAAAUCCAAGACCUAGAAAUUGCCCAUCCUUGGAUCAAAUGGCAACGAUUCGACAUUAGUCUCGUUCUGCUUCAUCAUCGUAUGCGCAUCAACAGGGCACUGCAGAACCAGUGGCUCGAAUCUCCAGGCCAGUACGACUGGGCGAGAGCGGUCUGCAUCCGGUCGGCUAUGGACAUCAUAUGGAUUACACAUAACUGGGACCAACCCGCUGCGAUGCGAAGGCAAUGGUAG
This is a messenger RNA of Colletotrichum karsti, 813 nucleotides long. Its product is annotated as nucleus protein. The record is from RefSeq and is a predicted model, not a curated record. The transcript has 2 exons. NCBI's taxonomy places the organism in Eukaryota, Fungi, Ascomycota, Sordariomycetes, Glomerellales, Glomerellaceae. Gene Ontology annotation, molecular function: DNA binding; zinc ion binding. Bases 1 to 813 code for a protein of 270 amino acids. Gene Ontology annotation, biological process: DNA-templated transcription.